Molecule: messenger RNA, 1995 nt
Organism: Panonychus citri (citrus red mite)
Lineage: Eukaryota; Metazoa; Arthropoda; Arachnida; Trombidiformes; Tetranychidae
Gene: Prp3
Product: U4/U6 small nuclear ribonucleoprotein Prp3-like
Exons: 2
Coding region: 128-1759 (543 amino acids)
Biological process (GO): mRNA splicing, via spliceosome
Cellular component (GO): U4/U6 x U5 tri-snRNP complex
Source: RefSeq, a predicted model, not a curated record
UUACCAUUUACUUUCAUAUGUCAUACAAAUUGUUACUCUUUCUAGACCAAUCUAAUUGUUGGUGAUUUUUAAUUGUGUAAAUUAUUUGUGUUAUUCUUUUUUGAGUUAAUUCGAUUCAUUUGAUAAAAUGGGGACUCCUAUUGUUCCAGCGAAAUUGAAUAGUCUUCAGAUUAAAGAGAUGAUGGAAAAUGCCCAGCGUCAAAUUGAAAUGAAAAAGAAGCAAAUUGCUGAGAAACAGAGGUUACUUGCAGCUCAAGCUUCUAAUGGAGCAAAUUCUGUUCCAUCAACAUCUUCAUCAAAUAAUCCUCCUUCUCUUACACCAGCUGAACUUACUAGAGCUCAAAUACAGGCCAGGCUUGAGAUGGCAACUGCUGAAUUAAGAAGAAAUCCUGCUUUGGCUUUAUCACUAUCAAAUCGUGCCGCUACUGCCAGUACUUCCUCGAACGAUUCAUCUAAACAAAAUUCCAAACCAGCUCCCCUGAUAUUAGACCAUGAAGGUAGAACAGUUGAUAGUAGCGGUAGAGAGGUUACAUUAGUCCAGCGUUUACCUACUUUAAAAGCAAAUAUUCGAGCUCAAAAGCGCGAGCAAUUCAAGGUAACAAACCAAGAGAAGCCUACAAAUGAUGAUGUUCAAAGUAAAUUUUUUGACCCUCGUGUUGAAGUUAAGCCUGUUACUAGGGUGAAGCGAAACUUUAAAUUUUACGACAAAGGUACUUUUGAAAUAGUUGGUGAAAAGGUUCGGACUAAGGCUAAAUUAGAGUCUCUACAAAAACAAAUAGCUCAAGCUGCUGUUAAAACCGGCAUUUCAUCUGCUGCUCGACUUGCUGUUUUAAGCUCUAUUGUACCAAAGAAGGAAAUCAAGGAAGAUGAUAUACCUGAUGUCGAAUGGUGGGACAGUUUUGUUAUAACAGAUAAUAGCUAUGAAGAAUCAGUUAAUUGUGACAAACCAUUAGAAGAAAAAUAUGAAGGAAUAACUCAUCUUAUAGAACAUCCAAUGCAAAUAAAACCAUUAGGAGCAACAGACAAACCAAUGGCCUUACCAGUGUUUUUAACGAAAGCAGAACAUAAAAAGUUACGUCGACAAAAUCGCCGAGAAACCUGGAAAGAGAAACAAGAAAAGAUCAGAUUAGGAUUGGAACCACCGCCCGAGCCAAAAGUGAAAAUGUCCAAUAUGAUGAGAGUUCUAGGUGAUCAAGCCAUCAAAGAUCCAACCAAGGUUGAAUCUCAAGUGAAAGAAAGUAUGGCCAAACGGCAGAAAACCCAUGAAGAAGCAAAUGCUUCAAGGAAAUUAACAGCUGAUCAGAAGAAACAAAAGAAAAUUAAAAAAGUUAAAGAAGAUACAAGCUUAGGAGUUCAUGUAACGGUUUAUCGUAUUCUCAAUUUUUCCGAUCCGAAGAGAAAGUUUAAAGUCGAAACCAACGCUAAACAGUUACAAAUGACGGGAAUUGUUGUUACAUUUAAAAACGUGAACGUUGUCAUUGUCGAAGGUGGACCAAAGCAGCAAAUUAAAUUCGAAAAAUUAAUGAUGAGAAGAAUCGAUUGGAAUGAAGAUACCGGAUUUAAAGAUAAAUAUGUUACCGGGGAAAAAGUGGAAAAUAAAUGUUUCCUCGUUUGGAAAGGAUUAGCCAAGAAUCGAGCCUUCAAUGAUUUUCGAUUUAAAAACGCUCCAAACGAAAGUUACGCUCGAGAAUUAUUGAAAAAUCAUCACGUUGAACACUAUUGGGAUCUAGCCUAUAGUCUAUCAAUUUUAGAUAAUUAAUUUAGACAAAAUAUAAACUGAAUUGUAAAAAAAUAUCAAACAAUUAUCUUGGACAAGGAUUCGAACCAAAUAUCAACAAAUUGUAUACAAAUCGAUUUUAUCGAAUCACCAAGCUGAUCUUUCGAGUUCUAUCGAAAUGUAAACUCUCUUUUCUCUUUCUAUUUCAUUGUUUCAUCAAAUCUCAUAUUUUGUUAUUAACAAUUAAUUAAUAAUGAACACGAUUAAUUUAAAAAUUA